This is a messenger RNA of Mesocestoides corti, 2016 nucleotides long. NCBI's taxonomy places the organism in Eukaryota, Metazoa, Platyhelminthes, Cestoda, Cyclophyllidea, Mesocestoididae. The record is from the annotation of a GenBank genome assembly.
AUGUCUCAUUCAACAGAUCAGCUCUUCUUUCUCAAAGAUGUUCAGGACCUUUAUCGCACGAUUGAUUCUUCGACUGAUGGUCAAGCUUCCAUAGUGUCCGUGAACGAAUUGUCGGUGGUUGUGUCGUUGAAUCCCAAAUUUGGUCGCAAUGCACACGCUUCGUUUAUUGUCAAUGUGAAUAUUUUUGAAGAAUGUCAUUUCAACUGGUUAGUUGUGAAAUUUUCGUUGAAGCAUUUAAAUUUUAGCUGUUACAAUCUUUUGGAUGUGAUCAAGGCCCUCAUUUACCUCAUUGAAUAUCCAAAUUUUGAGUCAGCAAACAACGCAUUCGCAUCUGAUGAGAAGCUGUUUGACGAAAAGACAUUGCGGCUGCUGGCAGGUCUGCGUGUAAAUGGGCGGCGGUUCGCGCCUAACCAAGCCUGGUGUGAGUGGGCAGAGGCCAAUGGAUGCCUGCCUGUCGAUGACGAAGGGCUUGAAGAUGAUUUGGACGAUGACGAAGGCGCAGUGCAUGUGGAGGCCCAAAAGGAGCCGAACUACCACAAUGAGUCUCUACCUGGUAGUUGUUUUUGUAUUUUUCACGUGUGCUUUACUUUGAAUUUUAUUUGUCUGCAGGUUGAGGCAGAUGAGAAGGCCCAUCGCCGCUUCUCGGAUGCUUCCUCUGAAACCUUUCCUUCUUUCGCCAAAAUUCGAUUCUCUCUGGAUUCUCUGAGUAGCACGUCAUUGUGGACAUGCUACACGCAGGAUUACCCUUGCAGCUACUUUAACACGCAGCGCAUUCUCAUUAGCCAACCAAGUAUGAACACCAAACCUUCACCUCCUUCGGUAUUCUACUACGGCGAGCUCCUUGGUAACCCUGACUAUCGAGGUGAACUGGGUGAUCACUACAGCACACUGUUCACUGGCGACGUUUUGCACGCCAUGCAAGUCCACCCCGAAUCCAGACAAACCUCCUCUCCUUGUCCCUGGUACCACUAUUUUAUCAGUUCCCACCAGUCCUACUGGACCAACGAUUCUGUCUUCAAUCUGACCAAUCUGUUCACAUUCACGGAACAACGGAGGCCUUGUGGAAGUAAUUUUUCACUUGAUGACGAUGAUGGUGAAAAUUUGGUUCAGCUCUCGAGUAAAGAACUAGAAUAUUCUCCACAAAUUUUCAAAUCACAUGAGAUUGCCUUUGAUGCUGAAUAUGAAGAAGAAAAAGAAAUUGAGAUGCAAAAUAUGCCUGUCAAUGGUGCCUCGUCACCGACUUCGUCGACAACUUAUCACUGCUCACUUUUCGAAUAUCGACCUCCCAAAAACUCCUGGAGGUGUUUUUAUGAUUUCAAUGAAGCAGCCAUAUCAAUGAAUGUUCAGUUGCGUCCACGGUGGCAUUGGAUGUUUCGUCAGACACGAUGGCCUCUUCGAUUUGCGCCACAGCAGAAUAUCGAGCUAUCCAUGAAUGGAAUCAGAAUCCCGCCUUGGCGAGCGAGUGCCGGACGACCGCUGUCGGAUGUCAGUAGAUUUUGUUCAGAACACCGUGAGAUGAAGAACCUUGUUCUUCUUGACCCCAUGGCUUUGUCACCGCUCUCGCCACUGCUCAAUCUGAUGCGACUCUCCGUGGAACCAAAGGCUCACCUGACUGGUGUUCUGUGGAUGACCCCAGUUGACGCCCUUUCCCCCUUCUACCGAGUUCCAAUUCCUCAUAAAGAUGAAGAGGUGGAUGAGCACGUCUAUCCGCAACCGGGUUAUUUGCGAUUCCUCACUUUGACCGCCUUUGUGUCCAAUUGGAUGGCCUGGUUCUCUCGAAUCGAGGCAUACUCGUCAUUGGGCAUAUCUCGUCACCAGCCAUCCCUAAUGUGUGAGUCCAUGUCGGGAUUUGUGUUGGUGCCUUGGAGUUUGGGAUGCGGACAGUCGCCACUUAUUGAUUUGUGGCCCCUUUGGUUGGGUAGGAGACUGCUGAACCUCCUUCUCUGUUUUCCACCAACUAGUGGUAGGGCCAUCUCGCGACAUUUCUUCCCAUUCACAGAUUUGGAUGAGAUAUGA